AUGCGCCGUAUGCAGAGACAGUCAAUUCGGAAGAAAGGUCCGUUGCGCGAAGGCAAGAGUAUUCGCGUGGCGUCCGUGACGUCAUCUCCAGUGCAAAAUACCGACAAUAAUGCAAUGAUGGACUUCGAGCGAGCCAACAUGAUGUCAUCCUCUCUUCGACAAUUAACGAUGGUUUAUCCGCUGAAUGGAGGUGGUUAUUCGAAUAAUGGACUUAAUUUGGAUUUUAGUCGUCCUCUUUCUAUGUCAUCAUCUCAAUGCUCGCGGUUACGGUCGUCGAACCCCGGAAUAUGUUCACCCCCUUCAACAUCAAUCAAUAUGAUGAAUGCACCGUAUGGCUCGCCUGCAAGCCACAUGCAACAGCCAAACAACUUCAUGAUGGCAGGCAAUCUGUAUGCGAAUAACAGCAUGCGCGGUUCAAUGUAUUCAGGGAUGUCCAUUUUAGGAUCUGCUCAGCCAUAUCGUCCAGCGGAUGCAUCUAUUGCGAAUCUUUCGCAUAAACGUGUUCUCGAUGUUCAAACUUCUCAACGGGAACUGUGGAAAAACAACAGCCCUGUUUCCGUGACAGCACCAAUUUUUCGAGGCACGCCAUUACAGCAAAAUUAA
This is a messenger RNA of Plasmopara halstedii, 603 nucleotides long. RefSeq lists its product as uncharacterized. The record is from RefSeq and is a predicted model, not a curated record. The transcript has 3 exons. The coding region runs from base 1 to 603 and encodes 200 amino acids. NCBI's taxonomy places the organism in Eukaryota, Oomycota, Peronosporomycetes, Peronosporales, Peronosporaceae.